This is a messenger RNA of Dioszegia hungarica, 1173 nucleotides long. RefSeq names its product actin binding protein. Gene Ontology annotation, molecular function: actin filament binding. Gene Ontology annotation, cellular component: Arp2/3 protein complex; actin cortical patch. The record is from RefSeq and is a predicted model, not a curated record. Gene Ontology annotation, biological process: Arp2/3 complex-mediated actin nucleation. NCBI's taxonomy places the organism in Eukaryota, Fungi, Basidiomycota, Tremellomycetes, Tremellales, Bulleribasidiaceae. The transcript has 7 exons. The coding region runs from base 1 to 1173 and encodes 390 amino acids.
AUGGACGCAUCAAGACCCCUCGUUGUGGACAACGGUACCGGAUUCGUCAAGUGCGGAUGGGCCGGCUCCAACUUCCCUGAACAUGUCUUCCCCUCCGUCAUCGGUCGUCCCAUCCUCCGCGCUGAAGAACGCCUGGGCACAUCUCAGCUCCGCGAUAUUAUGGUCGGAGACGACGCGGCUGAGAACCGGUCGUUCCUCCAGAUGACCCAGCCGAUGGAGCACGGAAUCGUCAAGAAUUGGGAGGACAUGCGGCAUCUGUGGGACUAUACGUUCCAGGAGAAGCUCAAGGUGGACACCCACGGCAUGAAGGUGCUGCUUACGGAGCCACCGAUGAAUCCCAAGGUGAACAGGCAGAAGAUGGCCGAGGUGAUGUUUGAGGAGUAUGGGUUUGGGGGCGUUUACGUUGCUAUCCAGGCGGUAUUGACGCUCUACGCACAGGGUCUGCAAACCGGUGUCGUCGUCGACUCGGGAGACGGUGUCACCCAUAUCGUACCGGUAUACGACGGCUUUGCCCUUCCGCACCUUACUCGCCGUCUAGACGUCGCCGGCCGAGACGUUACCCGAUAUCUCAUCAAGCUGCUCCUCAUGCGCGGAUAUGCGUUCGAGCGGACGGCGGACUUUGAGACGGUCCGAGGGAUCAAGGAGGCGUUGUGCUUUAUGAGUUAUGAUUUGGAGCUGGACAAGAAGCUGAGCGAGGAGACGACUGUGUUGGUAGAGAACUACCAGUUGCCGGAUGGACGAGUCAUCAAGGUCGGCUCGGAGCGGUAUGAGGCCCCAGAAUGCAUGUUCCAGCCCCACCUCGUCGACGUCGAACAACCCGGUGUUGCAGAACUCCUCUUCCAGACUAUCCAAGCAGCAGCCGUCGACACGCGUACCGAACUCUACAAGCACAUUGUCCUUUCCGGCGGUUCUUCUAUGUAUCCCGGUUUCCCAUCCCGGCUGGAGAAAGAGAUGAAGCAGCUGUAUAUGACAAAAGUCCUUGGCGGCGAUGGGUCCAGGCUGAAGAACUUCAAAAUCCGUAUCGAGGACCCUCCCAGACGUAAACACAUGGUGUUCCUCGGUGGAGCGGUAUUGGCGGAUAUCAUGAAGGAUAAGGAGCAGUUCUGGGUUACUAAAGAAGAAUGGGACGAGCAGGGUGUCCGAGCACUGGACAAGCUGGGUCGAGGGGAUUAA